Saccostrea echinata is the source of this 2138-nucleotide messenger RNA. RefSeq lists its product as uncharacterized. The transcript has 5 exons. Bases 84 to 2138 code for a protein of 684 amino acids. The record is from RefSeq and is a predicted model, not a curated record. Lineage: Eukaryota; Metazoa; Mollusca; Bivalvia; Ostreida; Ostreidae.
AAAUCAUGAUCCUGUGUUACCCUGAAGUGUUCGGAGGUUGGAGUUUAUUUCCAUGGUGAUGAUGAUGCAAUAGGAAACACAGAAUGCCUAAGUUUUACCCCUGCUUGCUGUGCUGUAAACGAACAUCACAACAGGACAGAUACAGGAUAAAGAAGGAGCAUGCAGACUUCAUUAAGAGAAGACUUUGUAUGGAUGUUUCUGAUGACAGCAUGCUGUGCAGGAAGUGUCGUCACAUGUGUGAAACAAAAUCAACAAGGAAUACUAUUUGUGACAGCCCUGAGCCAAACAAAAUGCCAAAAACAUCAUCAAAGCAGAGUGUGCAGAGUCCACCUUCAGUAAUACUGUCCAUUCCAAGUACCUCUAAGAGCCACGCCAACUGUGUCAUCUGUAAAAAACCGGGGCCAAAGCUAGUGGUAGUUCCAGAAAAUACUCGUUUAAAUGUAUUCAUCCAAAAAGAAACAUUUGUUCCACCUGGUUCUAGAUGCUGUCCUAAGCAUAUUUCUGAUGGAGAGUUCAACACUGAGGCAUUACAUCUGCUGAAACAAACCAGUUCUGUCUCAAAUGUUAACAGGACCACCAUUGUAGGAGUUUUAAGACAAACCGGGGAGGUAGCUAUCCAGAAUCAGAACAAGAGACUGAAUUUUGAUGAUUCACAUGGAAUGGAAAGUGAAGAUUACUACAAUCUCACAGGAAUUACAAAGGAUCAGUUUGAUGAAUUGAUGACGUAUUUAGUGGAGACCGACUUAAGAGCAUCCAAGAAUAGAAGUACCAGAACAUGUGUGGCGUUAUUGUUGACAAAACUCAGAUGUGGUUUGAGUAAUCAACUACUUGGAACCUUAUUUGGCAUGAAAAAAUGGCAGGUUCGACGUGCUGUUAUAUCUGCAAAAAAUGCUUUGAUGGGUGAUUUUGUGUCAAAGCAUUUGGGGUUUUCUCAUAUAACAAGGGAGGAUGUCAUUAAUCACCAUACUCGUCCCCUUGCCAAGGAACUCCUUUGCAGCAUGACAGAAAAUCCAGCCAUUCUUGUUCUUGAUGGAACAUACGUAUAUCUCCAAAAAAGUGGGAACUUUUCUUUCUCAGGUCGUUCCUACAGCAUUCAUAAACACCGGCCUUUAGUCAAGCCUAUGAUCAUUGUUUCAACUAGUGGAUAUAUAAUUUCUGUAUUAGGUCCUUAUCUGGCAGAUUCCAAAAAUUCUGAUGCAAAGAUAUUAAAUCACAUGAUCCAAACAAAUGUAGAGGACAUGAGGAAAUGGGUCAGAGAAGAUGAUAUAUUUAUCGUCGACAGGGGUUUCCGGGAUGCAGAAGCUUUGCUAGAUGACAUGGGGAUACAUGUUGAAAUGCCAUCUUUCCUUACUUCUCAUUCAAAGCAACACACCACAGAAGAAGCCAAUGCAACCAGAUUUGUGACCAAGCUCAGGUGGGUUGUUGAGUCAGUAAAUGGCAGGCUAAAGACAGGGAAUUACUUGAGCAGAACUAUCCCAAAUACUCAAAUACCUCACAUUGGAGAUUAUGUCCGCAUAGUGAGUGCAAUCUGCAACAAGUUUAGACCAGACUUGAGCACUGGAAUGGAGGAGGAAGAUGUUGCGAUGGCUGCUAAAAUGCGAUUUCUUGCAAAUGGCGUGAAUGAGUUAAAGGAUUAUGUUGAGACGAGAGGUUUAGAGAAGCGGAACAUGAAAUGGAAGAGGAUCAACUCCCAUGAUGUGGUCUUUCCUCGUUUGACAGAGGAGGAAAUACGCCAGUUGACCUUUGGUGUUUACCAAAUCAGAUUGGCAAAGUCAUACACACACGAGCAUUUGAUGGAAGGAAAGUAUGAAAUUUUCAUCAGUAAUGAUUGUGCUGGUAUCCUCUGUGCAAAGAUUCAAAGUAGACACAUUUCAGCUAAGAAAUACUUACUUUGGAUUAGAUAUGAUGACGUCAGUAUCAAAUCCUGGUUUUGCAAAUGUAAAGUUGGCGCAAGAGUUGUGGGCAUGUGUGCUCACAUUACCAGUGUGAUUUGGUUCUUGGCUCUUGCUCGUCAUGAGGGGAGUGAUGUCUGUGGUGUGCGUGAUUGGUGUAGUUUGGUUGAGGAUGCUGCUGCACUCCCAAUUGAUGAAUCAGAGAGUGAGGAUGAAGAAAGAUGUUUCAUAACAGAAGAGGAGUGA